Messenger RNA from Caenorhabditis remanei, 219 nucleotides. RefSeq lists its product as uncharacterized. The transcript is spliced from 2 exons. The record is from RefSeq and is a predicted model, not a curated record. Lineage: Eukaryota; Metazoa; Nematoda; Chromadorea; Rhabditida; Rhabditidae. The coding region runs from base 1 to 219 and encodes 72 amino acids.
AUGGUAUUCACUCCGAGCGGUAUCGUGUUAACUCUCCCAAUGUUCGAACUCUACGAGGGUCCCCUUGUCAAUCUAGUCGGGGUUACUGUAGCAUUCUAUCCAUCGUUGGAACCAAUUGUCACUAUCAUUUGUAUUAAAGAUUUCAGAAAAUUGGAAUUUCGAAAACGAAACGAAGACGAUCGAGUAUUUCAGUUGAGAAAUUCGGGUGGAAUAACAUAG